GGAAGAGAUUCUACUAAAGAACUAGUGGUUUACCUGGUCGAUGCUUCCCCGAAAAUGUUCUCAACUUCUUGCCCAUCAGAGGAUGCAAAGGAUGGAUCGCUUUUUCACGCUGCUAUGAGUUGCAUUUUGGAAUCACUGAAGACUCAGAUCAUUAAUAGAUCUUAUGAUGAAGUCGCAAUAUGUUUCUUCAAUACUGAUAGGUGAUCUUGGGAUUAUAUAUUCUAUAGUUCCAUGUCCAAAAACAAAGUAAAGAUGGGCAGGACACGUUGAUUAAUUCAAUAUGGUGGAGUGCUCUGAACCAAAGAAGCCCUUUAUGCAAAUUGUGGACAGUUUACCUAUAAAGAAAGAACAUGUUCUUGGAGGGUAUUGGAAUUUCUGUUAGACAAUUGAAACAUCCUAUGAGUACCUGAGCUUUGGACACACAGAAUGAGAGAGAAAAAGAAUUUGCAGGAUUUGAAUGGUGUUUAUGUAUUUAAUGUUGCUGAAAGGGAGGAUUUAGACAGGCCAACAGCAAGGCUUAUCAAAGAAUUUGAGUGCAUAGAAGAAAAAUUUGAUAAUGACAUUGGCAGCAAAUAUGGUAUCUUGUCUGGUUCUCGUGAUAAUUCUCUCUAUAGUGCUCUUUGGGUUGCUCAAGCUCUACUCCGCAAAGGAUCUGCAAAAACAGCCGACAAAAGAAUGCUUCUGCUUACCAAUGAAGAUGAUCCUUUCGGCAGUAUCAAGGGAAUUACAAAAAUGGAUAUGAUGCGAACAACACUUCAACGAGCAAAAGAUGCUCAAGAUCUUGGUAUUUCCAUUGAACUACUCCCACUGAGUAGGCGAAAUGAUGAGUUUAACGUAUCUCUCUUCUAUGCUGAAUUACUUGGGCUGGAAGGUGAUGAACUUACUCAAUUUCAAGCUUUGGCUGGAGAGAGAUUGAAAGACAUGAAGGAACAACUGAGGAAGCGUAUAUUCAAGAAACGUAAGAUUCGAAGAAUAAAGUUCAUAAUUGCCAAUGGUAUGUCCAUAGAUGUGGACACCUAUGCUUUGAUUCGUCCAACCAAUCCAGGGACAAUUACUUGGCUUGAUUCAGUAACCAAUCUUCCAAUAAAAUCUGAUAGAUCCUUCAUUUGUACGGAUACUGGUGCAUUACUACAGGAGCCUGCUCAGCGUUUUCAGUCUUACAAGAGUGAAGAUGUCAUGCUAUCAGUUGAUGAGCUUUCAGAAAUCAAGAGAAUUGCAAGUGGACACCUUCGUCUUCUAGGUUUCAAGCCAUUGAGUUGUUUGAAAGACUAUCACAACUUGAGGCCAUCAACAUUUAUUUUUCCUAGUGAUGAGGAAGUGAUUGGAAGUACUUGCAUUUUUGUUGCUCUUCAUAGAUCCAUGUUGCAGCUUAAUCGUUUUGCUCUUGCUUUUGGUGGAAGUUCAAAUAAUCCUCAUCUGGUUGCCCUGGUUGCUCAAAAUGAGAUCAUCAGUGGCGGUGGUCAGGUUGAGCCACCAGGAAUGCAUAUGAUAUACCUUCCAUAUUCUGAUGACAUCAGACACGUUGAAGAGGUUCAUGCAGAUGCAAACACCAUUGCACCUCGAGCAACUGAUGAUCAAACUAAAACGGCCUCUGCUUUGGUACGACGUAUUGACUUGAAAGAUUUUUCUGUAUGCCAGUUUUCAAAUCCUGCUUUGCAGAGACACUAUGCUGUAUUGCAGGCUCUUGCUCUUGAUGAAGAUGAGAUGCCUGAAAUCAAGGAUGAAACUCUUCCUGAUCAAGAGGGCAUGGCCAGGCCAGGUAUUGUUAAACUGUUGGAAGAAUUCAAACUUUCAGUCUUCGGAGAAAACUAUGAGGACAAUGAUUUGACCAUUGGUGGAACAAUGACUGAGGCCUCUCGAAAGCGGAAAGCAAUUGCUGACAAUGCAACGAAGGAAUAUUCAAAAUAUGACUGGCUUGAACUUGCAGACACUGGAAAGUUGAAGGACUUGACCAUGGCUGAGCUGAAGUACUAUUUGACGGCAAACAACCUCUCUGUUACUGGUGCAAAAGCUGCUUUAAUCAGCAGAAUAUUGACUCACAUGGGAAAAUGAGGAACAUCAUGAUUACUGUCUGAACAUCAGCCUGACUCCUGUUGCUACUGAUUUUCUUGCUCCAGUAUCUUUAUGCAUGCAUGUACUUGUAGCUCUCCCUAUUCCCAAACGAGAAUAUGUAUAGGUUUUGACAUUUUAUUGUAAACAAUGCACCCAAUGUCCCCCGCCACUCCCCUUUAUGGUGGUGAAGCUGUAGUCAUACUACGAAUUAUAGUGGGCCAUUUUUGUUUUUUGUUUUUUUUUGUACAGAAGUAUCGGGACAUGUUCUCAUUGCAUUGUACAAAAGAUGCAGAAAUUGUAAUGCCUUUUGACUUUUUUCUAACCUUGUAUGAUUUCGUGCAAAGAACGCCCAAAAAUAAAAGAAAAUCAAGCAUCCCUUUUUACCCUAA
Coffea arabica (coffee) is the source of this 2441-nucleotide messenger RNA. RefSeq names its product ATP-dependent DNA helicase 2 subunit KU70-like. The record is from RefSeq and is a predicted model, not a curated record. Gene Ontology annotation, molecular function: damaged DNA binding; DNA helicase activity; double-stranded DNA binding. NCBI's taxonomy places the organism in Eukaryota, Viridiplantae, Streptophyta, Magnoliopsida, Gentianales, Rubiaceae. Gene Ontology annotation, cellular component: nucleus; Ku70:Ku80 complex. Gene Ontology annotation, biological process: telomere maintenance; double-strand break repair via nonhomologous end joining.